AUGGACAUCCGGUCAUACAAAAACUCCUUCAAGCCCAGCAAAUGCCUGCUUUGCAACGGCGGAAAUGUGAUGCUGAAAGAAACAAUCCUUGUCAGAUGCUGCUACAACAAAUUCCACACGCAUUGUCUCUUCCGGUAUAUCGCUAAGCUGCAAGUCCAACGCAUUGUGGAAGGCGACUUGUCUCGAGACCAGGCCAUGGAGCUACCUCGAGGUAUGGGCUGUCCCCUACUGGCGUGCGACCAGGAAUUCGAAAUUCGACAUCUCCAGCGUUGGAAGAACGACUUUGGGGUGGUCUGGGCCAGAAUAUUUGAAAGACAGGUACUUGUGGCGGUCGAAGUCUCGACUAGGUCACGUGACAACAGAGAUCCUAAUGUCAACACGAUCGAGGAUCAAGCCCCUUGGCCUAGCAGCGAGACGAAAUUGCCAGGGUACCACGACGACGAUUCACCUCCGCCAUAUCCAGAGUGA
This is a messenger RNA of Lithohypha guttulata, 468 nucleotides long. RefSeq lists its product as uncharacterized. The transcript has a single exon. Lineage: Eukaryota; Fungi; Ascomycota; Eurotiomycetes; Chaetothyriales; Trichomeriaceae. The record is from RefSeq and is a predicted model, not a curated record. The coding region runs from base 1 to 468 and encodes 155 amino acids.